Salarias fasciatus (jewelled blenny) is the source of this 1392-nucleotide messenger RNA. RefSeq names its product ubiquitin-conjugating enzyme E2Ib (gene ube2ib). The record is from RefSeq and is a predicted model, not a curated record. The coding region runs from base 158 to 634 and encodes 158 amino acids. The transcript is spliced from 7 exons. NCBI's taxonomy places the organism in Eukaryota, Metazoa, Chordata, Actinopteri, Blenniiformes, Blenniidae.
GGGGGAUGCAUCUCGCUUCGCUGCGUCUGGCUCGGAUCGGAGCGGGCGGUUUUUCAGGAGGGAAACUUUACAAGGUUUAACGGGAUUUGUGCACGAUUAAUUCAUUUCGCUUAAUUACCAGCGACAGUGCAGCCAUACUGAAAGGAGUCCACACAUCAUGUCAGGCAUUGCAUUGAGCCGUCUUGCCCAGGAGCGCAAGGCUUGGCGGAAGGACCAUCCUUUUGGAUUUGUUGCUGUACCUACGAAAAACCCCGAUGGAACCAUGAAUCUCAUGAAUUGGGAAUGCGCUAUUCCUGGAAAAAAGGGGACUCCGUGGGAAGGAGGCCUGUUCAAACUGCGCAUGUUGUUCAAAGACGACUAUCCGUCUUCACCUCCGAAAUGUAAAUUUGAGCCCCCACUCUUCCAUCCAAACGUGUAUCCAUCAGGCACAGUAUGCCUAUCUAUUCUAGAGGAGGACAAGGACUGGAGACCAGCUAUCACAAUAAAGCAGAUCUUAUUAGGUAUCCAGGAACUCCUAAAUGAGCCAAAUAUCCAGGAUCCAGCCCAAGCAGAGGCUUACACGAUCUACUGCCAAAACAGAGUAGAAUAUGAAAAAAGAGUUCGAGCACAAGCCAAAAAGUUCUCCCCCUCGUAAGGCGGGGGCCGGCUCCGCUGCGGCAGAAGGAAUGGGUUUAACAAGAAUCACCUCCCCACUCGGUCUCUCAAUGAAUGUGCUCCUCUCACAUCGGGACUCGCUUAAAGACUUCUAUUUAAACUCCACACAUUCUGUGCCAUCCGCUCCCCUCCAACUUUAUUUUUUUAUUUGUAUUUUUCCUCCUCCUCCUCCUCCUCCUCCUCCUUCCCCCACUUAAUUGCCGGUUGGCGCGUUUUGCCGAGAGGGGACGGGCGCCCGAGCGCCCCGGCCGUUUCUUUUAAAACAUUUAAUUGUCUUAUGUGGUGCAAAAGGACUCCGCUCGGUACCGGUCUCAUCCGCGCCACGCAAGCAGGCUGUCUUCAAUGUUCAAGGAAAGAAGUGUCACGUUUUAUUUUGCUCCCUCACAGGGUCUGUUCCUUUGUCCCCCCCCCCUCUCUCCUCCCCAUCUCUUUAUUUUUCCAUAAAUUUAAUGUAAAAUUAGCUUAUUUCAUUGUCAGUAUUUCAACUGCUGUAUAAUGAAUGGCACUUUUAUACUGUUGUAUCUCACUAGUGUCUCUAGAUUGUCCUGUCUAAUUCUUUCCCAGGUUUUCUAUUCAGCAUGCUGUAAUAUACCAUAGAUUAUGCUGCCUUGGCUGUCAUUUUGUUAUUCAGAGUGUUUGCUAUGGAAUAAAUAAAAAUGGCCACAGUGACUGAGGCAGGUAGGCUUACUUCUGUAUCAGACUUUAAGGUUAUAUGGUGCUUUGUUCAUGUAUGUGUUG